UGAACAAAGGAAAAACCGGUUGCCACGGGGAUUGGACAAUCAGCACAGGUGCCGAUUGAUUUUCACUUUGCCACGCCAACAGCAGCAGCAGCGGCGGAAAAUAUGCAGGAGGCCUACGUCAACAUCAACUCCAUACCCACCCACAUCUUCACGUGGGGCAGGUGGAUCGAGGAGACCAUCAGCGAGAAGGAGAUAGUCAUCUGCAUAACCGGCAAUCCCGGUUUGCCGGGUUUCUACACAGAGUUUGCGGGCACUUUGCAGCGGGAGCUGGGCGAUCUUCCAGUUUGGGUGAUAGGACACGCGGGGCACGAUGAUCCGCCAGAGGCCAGCAUCCGGGAGGUUCCCCAGCUGAGCGGCAACGAGGAGCUCUUCAAUCUGGACGGUCAAAUCCGGCACAAGAUCGCCUUCAUCGAGAAGUACGUGCCGAGUGAUGUGAAAAUCCAUUUGAUUGGCCACUCAAUCGGCGCCUGGAUGAUCCUGCAGCUGCUGGAGAACGAGCGGAUACGGGAUCGCAUCCAAAAGUGCUACCUGCUCUUCCCCACCGUGGAGCGCAUGAUGGAAUCGCCGAAUGGCUGGAUCUUCACCAAGGUGGCCAUGCCCCUGUACUCGGUGUUUGGCUACAUCUUCUUCAGCUUCUUCAACUUUCUGCCCGUUUGGCUGCGCCUGAUGCUCAUACAGAUCUACUUCCUGAUCUUCUCCAUUCCACGGCAGUUCCUGGGCACCGCCCUGAAGUACUCCAAGCCCUCGGUGGCCGAGAAGGUGGUGUUCCUGGCCGACGACGAGAUGGCCCGGGUGCGCGGCAUCCAAAGGGAGAUUGUGGAGCAGAAUCUGGACCUUUUGAAGUUUUAUUAUGGGAGCACUGAUGGCUGGGUGCCCGUCUCCUACUACGAGCAGCUGAAGAGGGACUACCCCAAGGUGGACGCCCAGCUGGACACGAAGAAGAUCGACCACGCCUUCGUCCUGCGGCACUCGCAGCAGACAGCGGGCAUUGUGAGGGACAUGAUCCAGCAGCAUCGAUCGAUCGGCUAGCCAACAGACUAUCAGAUACCCCCUAGCAAUUCCUCCACUGCCUUUGUGUGUGGCAAUUAGUUCGUUUUUAUUAGUAUCUUUUUGCAUCUCUCGAAGGAAACUCUAAAUAUAGUCAAAAGUGAUUUAAA
Messenger RNA from Drosophila takahashii, 1157 nucleotides. RefSeq names its product lipid droplet associated hydrolase sturkopf (gene sturkopf). Gene Ontology annotation, molecular function: lipase activity. Gene Ontology annotation, biological process: lipid storage. Gene Ontology annotation, cellular component: lipid droplet. The record is from RefSeq and is a predicted model, not a curated record. NCBI's taxonomy places the organism in Eukaryota, Metazoa, Arthropoda, Insecta, Diptera, Drosophilidae.